AUGCGGGUACUGACAUUCAUGGCCACCGUCGUGAUAAGCCCCGAAGUCGUAACUCCGGACUGCACCCCAGCAGAGGUUUUGAGGGUCCCUGCAAACAUGGCUACCCACUUAUUCGUUACCCCUAAAGGGUUGCAGCGCGAGUGGGCACAAUGCCAGUCUGAGUCGGGUAUUCACAUUCCUCACAGUUUGAGUGGAAGUGACUGUAAUUUGAUGGAGAUUAUGCUGGCACCAUAA
Molecule: messenger RNA, 234 nt
Organism: Babesia bigemina
Lineage: Eukaryota; Apicomplexa; Aconoidasida; Piroplasmida; Babesiidae
Exons: 1
Coding region: 1-234 (77 amino acids)
Source: RefSeq, a predicted model, not a curated record